AUGAUCAAGAUUCCAUAUUCUACUUCUAUCGCCAAACCUAAUGACCACGCUUUUCCCCGCAAUAUCAGGACAAAAUUGCUGACAGAUAAGGCAUCCUACGUAGAGAAAGGACUUCAAGUCGUGGUUGCAAGAAAAUCAGAAAUAAGGGUUUGUGAUUCCGAAGGAGACAAGAUUGAAAGGUCAAGUUUUAAUGAUAAUAUAAAGGAUAAAUACUGUGCCAAAUAUGAUCAUCACGCGUGCGUGAUGUUUAAGCAAAAAGCUCUAGAACCUUCCAAAACAUUGAAGAAAAGGUAA
Messenger RNA from Sphenostylis stenocarpa, 294 nucleotides. The record is from the annotation of a GenBank genome assembly. NCBI's taxonomy places the organism in Eukaryota, Viridiplantae, Streptophyta, Magnoliopsida, Fabales, Fabaceae.